GGACGGGGGGAAGCUCAAGAUGGCGACGUGCGAAGAGUCGGCGGAGAACAGCGGUUUCUGUCUGAAUUAAAAGCACCGUCAGAGCGUUUCCGAGGGCGGCCUGGGCGCGGCGCGGACCCGGGGGAAAAGCGUGUUCGGUGUUUCGGUGUUGGGGCGCCGGGGCAGGACCAGAGUCUCUAAAUGGCUGCGAGGAAGUCUGGAACAGAUGCAUACAACAACGGCCCUGUGAGUUACCUGGAGGACGUCCCCUUUAAGGUGAAUGAGAAGUUCCGGUGCCCGGCCAAAGUGGGUCUGCCCGUGGGCUUCUGUGUGCCAGACUCGUCCCUCCUGCUCAGCGCCCAGUAUGACUUCUCUCUGGAGCGGCGCAGCGUGCGGUGGGGGGCGGAGCUUGCGGAGGCGCGGGCGGCGUUGGCGCGGGCGGAGGAGGUCGAGAGGGCGCAGAGAGACGCCGACGGUCCCCCCGGAGAAGAGCCCACACCCGGGCAGACGGACGCCGGCGACCCGCCUCCUCCACCUCCGGCGCUGAACCCCGUGUUGGCGUCUCUGAGCCACAACGCCAUCCUCACCCCUCUGCCCGCCCCCUCGCUGCGCCCGCACAGCUCCCAGCCCGCGCCCGCCCUCCACUCCCUGGACCUGGCGGACUUCGAGCGCGAGGAGGACCCCUUCGACAAAUUGGAGCUGAAAACCAUCGACGACAAAGAGGAGCUGAAGAGCAUCCUGCAGAACCAGCCGCAGCCUCCGCCCUUCUCGUCCCCGGCGGAGGCGCCCGGCGUGGGGGGGGCGGGCUCUCGCGGGAACAGCCCGUCUCCGCCCGCCGCCGUCCGCCCGCCCAAACCCGCCUUCGCGCACAAAGCCAACGGACUGGUGGCCAUGCUGGAGGUGGGCGGCGGCGACGAUCGGCCGUGCAACAUCCGCUCGCUCUCUUUCCCCAAACUGUCGGACUCAGAGCACCACGUAGCCCCGCCCCCCGCCGCCCGGGUGCCCAACGGCUCCCCCCAGAGGACGCCCCGGGGAGACGUGAUCAUGACCCCGGAGCCUCUGAGCAAGAGCGCGUCCCCGAAACCUGUGAACUCUGUGGGCGGCGGCGGCGGCGGCGGGGGCGGGGGUCUGCCAUGUGGGGGCGCUCUGCUCAGUAUGACCCCGGAGGAGAGGCAGUGCGUGGAGACUCUGGUGGGGAUGGGCUACUCGUACGAGGGGGUUCUGAGGGCCAUGCAGAAGCAGGGCCAGAACGUGGAGCAGGUGCUGGAUUACCUGUUCGUACACAGUCGUCUGUGUGAUCGAGGUUUCGAUGCUUCUGCUGUGGAGGAGUGUCUGGAAAUGUACCAGUGUUCAGAGGAGAAGGCGCUUCAGUUCCUCCAGCUCAUGUCCAGAUUUGGGGAGAUGGGUUUCGAGCGCGACGCCAUCAAAGAAGUUCUCCUGUUCCACAACAACGACCAGGACAAGGCUCUGGACGAGCUCAUGUCCCGGGCGCCGGCGAGCUGAGAGACCCCCCCCCUCCCUCCCUCCGCCGCCACCGCCGCCCGAACGCCGCCCGAACGCCGCCCGCCAGCACGCCCCGCCCCCCCACACACGCCGCGCUUCACCGACUCUGUGCCUCCGAGCAGCAAACGCCGGGGAGCCGCUGAAUCCUCCGAAGAUUCACGGGAAAAAAAUCACGGGAGUUCGAGCAUGAAAUUUUUCAAAUUCUCGGAACUCGCGAAGGAUUUUAAGACGAUGACGAUUUCGCCUCCUGGAUAUGAAACGGUUUGAGCCGCGCGAAGUCCGGAACGUUCUCGGGGCAACGCAAUUCCGAGGCCGUUUUUUUUUUUUUUUAGAAAUUGGAAUUCUCGCCGGUUUUGCGGUAAGAGACGGAACUGGGAAAGGAAAAAAAAAAAGACAAAAAGAGGAGCUGGGUGCGCUGCCUGGUCGAGCCACAGGGGGCAGCGCAGAGUCUCUGGAGGUUUUUAGGCCCAGACUUUGGACCAGAUCUGGACCCCGGAUCCGGAUCGGGCAGGCCGGACUCACCAAGUGCCCUCGUCCCUCGGUCUGCCUGGGCGUCACCCGCGAUUGUCGUUUUACUGUUCAGCACUUUUGUUUUUUUUUUUUAGACGUUUAAGUUCUCUGAUUUUUUGUUGAAUUUAUCCAUAGAAACUGGGGGAAAAAAAAAAAAAAAAGAAUCAUAAACCUGCAGGUGAAAGUGUGACAGGAGCUCAGGAGUCUUAAAGCUGCACUGUGGGAUUUUUUUACUAUGUGGAGGCUCCGUCGUCUGUUUGUUUCUAUGGACUGGAAUGUUCCGCAGUGUGACUUUAAACACAUCGACUUUGUGUUUAUUUAAUCACAGGAGGAUUUACAGCUCAGAAAAAACGGGACUGAACCAGGGACUAAACCGGGUCUAAAACGGGGACUAAACCAGGGACUAAACCAGGACUAACUUGGGACUGAAUUGUGUCGAACCCGGGACUAAACCAGGUCUAAAAUCAGGUUUAAAACCGGGACUAAGCCAAGACUGAAUCAGGAUUAAACCAGGACUAAACUGGGUCUAAAACUGGGACUAAACCUGGGACUAAACCUGGGACUAAACCUGGGACUGAAGCUGGGACUGAAGCUGGGACUGAAGCUGGGACUAAACCUGGGACUAAACCUGGGACUAAAUCGGGACUGAACUGUGUUGAAACUGGGAUGAAAUCAGGUCUGAAAUCAGGUCUAAAAUCAGGUUUAAAACCGGGACUAAGCCAAGACUGAAUCAGGACUAAACUGGGACUGAACCAGGGACUAAACUGGGCCUAAAACUGGGAAUAAACUGGGUCUAAACCAGGUCUAAAUUGGGACUGAACCGGGACUAAACCGGGACUAAACCUCAAAUCGUAUAAACACAGACGUUGUGGCUGUGAGCGGCGUCGCCUCUCCGCAGAUCCGACCUGUGACUGCGUCUGGUCUGGUUUCCGAGGAGACAGAAAGCUCCGGAAUGUUCCUUAGUGCGGCUUUAGGCGAAGCGGUGACGUUUCCGUGGGGACGAGCGUCUGACGGAGCCCGGAAAGUUCCACAGUGCAGCUUUGAUUUGCCGGAAUCAAACCUGUUGUAAAAAUAAAUAAGAGUUUGAGUUGAAUCGAGAAUCAGUUUGUGACGCGAGAAAAUCUGAAAUCUAAAAAAAAAUAAAUAAAUCACAAAUUGUUUAAAAAAAUAAAAUGAAAAAUGUUGAAUCAAAAUUUGAGUAAAAUAAAUAAAUGACCUGAAGUGUUUGUGUGAAGUGUCCAACCUGUCAGAGGCACUUUAAAGCUGCACUCUGGAACUUUUCGGUUUGGGGUCCGUCACCUGUUUGUUUCUAUGGAGACGUUAUAUCGUUCUGUCCGGAAUGUUCCGCAGUGUGGCAUUAAACAGAUCCACUUUAUAUUUAUUAAAUCACAGGAGGAUUUAGAGUCAAAACAUCAGGUCUAAACCAGGUCUAAACCAGAACUGAACCGGGACUAAACCGGGACUAAACUAGGUUGAAAUCUGGUCAAAAUUUGGACUAAACCAGGACUGAACCAGGACUGAACCUUUACUAAACCUUUACUAAAGGUGGACUAAACCAGGUUAAAAUCUGGUCAAAAUUUGGACUAAACCAGGACUAAACCUCAAAACCUCUUAUAUAAACAGACAUUCUGACUGAGCGGUGUCGCCUCUCCACAGAUCUGACCUGUAACUGCAUCUGGUUGGGUUUCCGUGGAGACAGAAAGCUUUAAUGCUGCACUGUGGAUUAUUCUCCAUGGAGACGAGCGUUUGCCGGAGCCUCCACCGGGAAAAGUUCCACGGUGCAGCUUUACGGGCCCCGGGCGCCUCGGGAUCCGAGUCGAGUCGUGUCGUGGUCUCCCCGGAAAAAAAACACUAACAAAUCAACAUGGCUCCAGGUUUUUGGUCUUUUCUUGGUUCUGGUUCUGGUUUUUGGAUCCUGGACGGUCUCAGAUGGGGUCAGAGGUCAUGUGAUGAUGUCAUGGUCUCAGAUGGGGUCAGAAGUCACAGUUCUAUUGAUCACACUGAACUUUACCGUAAAAUCUACAAAAAAAGACUAAACCAGGACUAAACAAGGUCUAAAUUAGGACUGAACCAGGACUAAAUCAGGACUAAACCGAGACUAAACCACCAGAACAGGUCUGCAAAGAUUUAAACGCCAAAAAACUCUGAAAUAAAUAAAAACAUAAAGACCAAAAAUAUAAAAUAAACAGAAUAAAAAUAAUAUUUGUUAUUUAAAAGCUCUGAUGAUUGGACGAGUCUGGAUCUGGGGUCUGGACCCUCGGAGGAUCUGGGGUCUGGACCCUCGGAGGAUCUGGGGAGACCGUUAACAGUGUUUUUGUUGAGAGAUCAUUGUAUUUCCUCAUGAUAUAAUUUAAUAAAUGUUUCUCUUUCUAACA
This is a messenger RNA of Boleophthalmus pectinirostris (great blue-spotted mudskipper), 4367 nucleotides long. It is a transcript of the gene ubap1, whose product is annotated as ubiquitin associated protein 1. The coding region runs from base 181 to 1482 and encodes 433 amino acids. The transcript has 7 exons. Gene Ontology annotation, molecular function: ubiquitin binding. The record is from RefSeq and is a predicted model, not a curated record. Gene Ontology annotation, biological process: ubiquitin-dependent protein catabolic process via the multivesicular body sorting pathway. Gene Ontology annotation, cellular component: ESCRT I complex. NCBI's taxonomy places the organism in Eukaryota, Metazoa, Chordata, Actinopteri, Gobiiformes, Gobiidae.